Molecule: messenger RNA, 96 nt
Organism: Sclerotinia sclerotiorum 1980 UF-70
Lineage: Eukaryota; Fungi; Ascomycota; Leotiomycetes; Helotiales; Sclerotiniaceae
Exons: 1
Coding region: 1-96 (31 amino acids)
Source: RefSeq, a predicted model, not a curated record
AUGGAAGAAAAGCUUCGAGAAGCCUUACGUACUUGUGCAUCGCAAGAAACUUUUGCUGUGCCGUUCUCAGAAAUUAUGGGAACCGGAAAAGUUUAA